Elaeis guineensis (African oil palm) is the source of this 3642-nucleotide messenger RNA. Its product is annotated as protein LONGIFOLIA 1. The record is from RefSeq and is a predicted model, not a curated record. Gene Ontology annotation, biological process: regulation of monopolar cell growth. NCBI's taxonomy places the organism in Eukaryota, Viridiplantae, Streptophyta, Magnoliopsida, Arecales, Arecaceae.
UAUAUAGCCAUUGGGCAGGAAAUAUUAAGGAUGCAUGCAUUCACCGAAAACAAGCCGGAUUUGCAUAAGCAAAUUGGAUGCAUGUCCAGCAUCUUUCAGAUGUUUGGCCGUCGCCACCUCCUCACCAGGAGACACCUUAAUGGAAGCAGCCAUAAGUGGCACCCUCCAGGCCACACCUCUUUAAACUGCAGAAGUCACAGAACAGAGCAGAAUGGAUAUUCCCCACAUAUUAUUUUGGAGAAAAAUCUCAGCAAGAGUCUGAAUGAAAACCGAAGAGUUUCUAUGGAUUCAUCCAAGGCUUCUUGUUCAUCUUCAUCUUGCUCAUCGUUUUCAUCUUUUGAGUGUAACAAAUCAACUCAAGGAGAUUCCUCCUCCUUUGACCAAACAUUCUUUGCAGAGAAGUCCCCUAAGAAUUCACCAAAAACAAGGAGUUCAGAUAUUGAUACCAAAUCCUUUUGCCCUGAGCCUUGCCGUGACUGCCCAAUUGCGCCAACUAAGUCCAAUCAGCAAUCCCUUGAUUUCAGAGAUGUUGUCAAGGACUCUAUCAACAAAGAUACUCAAAGUCUAUCAGUAAAAACUUCAACCCGUGAGGAGGUAAAAAGCCAUUCAUACAAGCACAGAGACUCUCCAAGGCCUAUGCUUCAUUCCAAAUUGAUGGAUGAAACCUGCAGAAUUGGGAUUGAUGGGAAGCAGAAAAUGUCUAUGGAUCUCAAAGCAUCCCUUAGUGUUCUGAAGCAAAUUAAAGAAGCACCUCGCUAUUUUUCUGAAGCUAGCGAACUGCCAAAAUCUUCAUAUGAAGCCAAACAUGCCUCCUUAGACCCAGUAUCAAGUGAAACUCCUCAGUUCUCAUGCAAUGGGAGAGAAUUCUCACGACGGUCUCUGGAUUCCAGAGAGAAUAGCACGUCUACUGCUAUUAAGCACACAGAGCUACCAAGACUGUCACUGGAUAGCAGAGAAAGUUCCCUGAGGAGUUCUAACCUUGAUUGGAAACUGAAUUCAUUGCUGAACAAUUUAGAGCCAACUAAAACCAACCAAAGUGUCUCUACAACCUCAAACCUGCAACGAGAAUCGGGUGGUCCCAAUCACCCUUCCAGUGUCAUUGUGAAGCUCAUGGGCUUGGAGGCACUUCCCAGCUUGGAUUCAGCAGCAGAGGAACUGAACACCAGAAAGGGCAAUGGACUGAGGGGUAAUAACUCAUCACCAAAGCCAUUAAGAGCCAUUACAGACAGCAAGGAUGAUCAGCACCCACACUCUCCAAAGAGCUCCCUCAAAGAUUCUGUUAAGCCAAAGGUAAAAGGUUGUGAUUCAGUUGUGCAACAAAAUUAUAGAGCAAGGAGUGUAACCCAAGCAGCUUAUUGGAGGCAGCAGGAUGGUGACCAUGUCCCCAGAAAAACAACAUUAGGAUACCAAGAAGCUCAUAUGAAGCAAGAAACUGAGUUUGUUUAUAGUGAGGUACAAAAAAGAUUGAAAGAGCUUAAGUUCCAGCAACCCAAUAAAGACCUUAGAGCUCUUAAACAGAUAUUGGAUGCCAUGCAUGCAAAGGGGCUGUUAGAAACCAAGGAAGGUGAGGACCACCACUACAAGAUAACAGUCCAGGAAAAUUCCAGCAACCAUAUCCCAAUUGGGGAUUAUCAGAUUUCGAGAUCCCAAAAUGUCCAAAAAACAUCAGCCAAAGGAAGUAGUUCUCCAAGAGCUCUGGAGUCUCCAAUUGUAAUUAUAAGACCUGCAAAGUCUGUCAAACUUUCAGCUUCCGCACUCAUUCCACUUGAAGGCCUAUCAGAUCUCCAGAAGUUGCGCACCAGUGAUCCAGUGGAUAGAAGGAAGGGCUCUACAAACAGCAAAAUGGUUAAAGAUCAAUCUCCAAAAGCCAGUCAUAAGAAGUGUGGUAAUGAAUUUCUUCUCUCCAUGGAGAAGGAAUUCGAUAGGAGGACCAAAGAAAAUGGUGGACAGAGAACUAGAUUGCAUCACAUGCAUGGUUUGCCCAGGCCUCAAGGGUCCCAGAGAAAAAAUAGUGGAAGCUCAGUAAGAACUUCAAGCUCUCUGAGCCCAAGAUUACAGCAGAGGAAGUCAGAAGCAAAGAAGAAAUGUUCUCCGCCUAUCCCUCCGAAUGCAAAUAAGCCCCGACGGCACUCUCCCAAUAGACAACCAUCUGAAUUGGUUUCUCCAAGAGGCAAGCUCGGACUAAAACCAUCCCGUGCACUACAGUCUGAUGAUCAGUUCAAUGAAAAAGCCAGUGACAUGAAAAAAUCAGUUCAUUCAGAAGAUGAAAUCUUCCAAUGGCCUGACAGCAAUGCUAGCUUGGAACCACAGGCUGAUGUAGAAGCAACAAGUGUUGACCAGUCUAUGGCCACAAACUCAGCCUUCUUCCAGCAAGGCUUCAAGAGUCCAUCAAGGAGACAUGGUGCAGCUUUAGCCUUGAACCAGAAGAGGCCAUCAUUCAUUUUAAAUGAAGAUAUUUCACUUAAGGAGCUCGCAACUGUUGCAACCAAACAGCCAAGUCCUGUCUCUGUCCUUGAUGACUUCUUGUACCGAGAUGACUUGCUACCUUCUUCUGUGGAGAGAAAUCCAAAUGUAUUCAAAGGUGAAGACUUGGCCUAUGAUCUCUCACUUUCAAAGUACACAGAUGAAAAAAUUCCUACUUCAGAUGAUUACCAAAAAACAAUUGGCCUGCCUGAUUCCCCACCACCCAAGAUGAUCUCUGAAAUCGACUACAAGAAACUUGAAAGCAUUGAGAACCAAGUUCAGCAACUUCAACAGCUUACCUCAACAAAUGAUGAACCUUCCACCAUUGAUCUCAUCGCUUCACUGAGCUACACCAAGAAUGUGGAUCAUCAAUAUGUGUCUGAGAUACUUUUGGCAUCUGACCUUUUAGUCAAAGAUCACAGUUGUGGACUGAGGUGUUCAAUGCCCAUUCAGCUCCAUGCAACAGGCCAUCCCAUCAACCCUAACUUGUUCCUUGUACUUGAGCAAACAAAGUCAGCUGGGCUCUCAAAACCUGAACCUGCUCCGGAAAAAAUUCUCCAGCCUAAGCCAGAUCCAGAGAAGCUUCACCGCAAGCUUGUUUUCGAUGUAGUAAAUGAGAUUCUGCUUCAGAAGAUGGACUUAGUGAUCCAUAACCCUCGCUGCAACCUCCUGCUUCAAGCUUGGAAGCUUAGCAGUCAGCAUUUACUGAAAGAACUUUGCUUGGAAGUUGAUCAACUCCAAGCUGAAAGGUUAAAGGCCAGCAGCUUUGAUGAUGAUGGUGAUGGUAACUUAAUAUCAUGCAAGGAUCUGCUGCAUCAGUCAGAAGGGUGGACAGACUUUGGCAGCGAGCUAGCAGGCCUGGUUUUGGAGAUUGAAAGAUCGAUAUUUAAGGAUCUGAUUGAUGAGGUUGUCACUGGUGAGGCUGCAUCUGGUUUGCAAACCAAACCAAGUAGGCGGCAAAUGCAGCUCUUUGCUAAGUGCAGUAAUUAAUUAAUAUUUUGUAUCUUUGCUUUAUCUUGUGACAAUACAAUAUCAUUUAGUCAAUGAAAUGGCUCUUUUAUUUAUAGCUAGUAUGUGGGGCACAUCUGUUUCAAAAGUUUGAAGCAACAGGAAUUUUCAGUGACCACUGAACCCCAAGGGCUCAUUCACAAGAAUGCCAUUUACUCAUCUUUGCCCUUA